Molecule: messenger RNA, 1274 nt
Organism: Falco peregrinus (peregrine falcon)
Lineage: Eukaryota; Metazoa; Chordata; Aves; Falconiformes; Falconidae
Gene: LRRC57
Product: leucine rich repeat containing 57
Exons: 6
Coding region: 392-1108 (238 amino acids)
Molecular function (GO): protein binding
Source: RefSeq, a predicted model, not a curated record
GCAGUCGGGGCGAGACCGAGGCGGGGGCCCGGGGCCCGCGGCGGCCGUUGCUGGCUGCGCCGCUUGCCGAGGGCCCCGCUGAGCCGCUCCCAGCCGUCGCGGCGCGGGGCGUCUCCUCCCUUGGGCAGCCGGUCCCGGCCGCGCUGGGCUCUGCGCCCACCGCCCGGCUGCAACCCUGGCGCGGCUCCUUCGGCCUGGGGCGCGGCUGAGCCGGUGCUGGGGAUUAGACCCCGCUGGGGCUGCGCGACGUGGGUGUCGUACGUCGGCAUUUAGAGUCGCCGCAGAGGAGCCAAGUCCAGACUUUGGAUUGCAGUUCUCUAGUGCAGAAUAACUGAGAGAAACUGGCAGAGACUGUCACUCAAACUCUGUACGCCUGCAGAGAACUGUUAGGAUGGGCAAUAGUGCAUUAAAAGCCCACCUGGAGACAGCACAGAAAACCGGCGUGUUUCAGCUAACAGGAAAGGGACUUACAGAGUUUCCUGAGGAUCUGCAGAAGCUAACAAGCAACUUAAGGACAAUAGACUUGUCAAACAACAAAAUAGAGCUCUUGCCACCACUCAUUGGAAAAUUUUCCUUUUUGAAGAGCCUUGUUCUAAACAACAACAAACUGACUGCUUUACCUGAGGAGCUAUGUAAACUGAAAAAACUGGAAACACUACACUUGAAUGGCAAUCACUUGAGGCAGCUACCAGCUGCGUUUGGACAACUUUCGGCUCUCAAAACCCUGGGCCUUUCUGGAAACCAGCUUCGGGCUGUGCCUGUGCAACUCUGUGGUCUUCGCCACCUGGAUGUGGUAGAUCUUUCCAAAAAUCAGAUUCAAAAUGUGCCCGACACUGUGGGAGAUUUGCAGGCUAUCGAACUCAAUCUGAAUCAGAAUCAGAUUUCCCAGAUCUCAGUGCGGAUCUCCCACUGUCCACGCCUCAAAGUCUUGCGUUUAGAAGAAAACUGUCUAGAACUCAGUAUGCUUCCUCAAAGUAUCCUCAGUGAUUCCCAGAUCUCACUGCUUGCAGUAGAAGGCAACCUUUUUGAAAUCAAGAAACUCAGAGAACUGGAAGGUUAUGACAAGUACAUGGAACGAUUUACAGCUACAAAGAAGAAGUUUGCAUGAUCAUUAUUCUGACCCUGUGUAUUCCCAGUAAGAAGAGUUAGUGACUGAAGUACCUGCUUCACUGACUUAAACCAUGACUGAUGAAGGAGAUCAUCAGAGCACUCCUCCCUUAGUAGUCUGAUAUGGUCUGUUAAAGCCAUGUCGAACCAACUUGAACUAGAGAACA